UCCUAGUAUCACUAACGUUAGUUCUCUUUCGUAAACACAACGUAAGCAUACUAGCAACUUACUACACGUAACAUUACAAUUAAAUCAUUAAAAUACUUUUUUACAGGGUUAAACAUUUUUCAAGUUAGUCCUGAAAAAUCCGGAUUCUCCUGCUGAAUGUGAAUGAAAGAAAGGCGAAACGCGUGAAGUGCUGGAACACACGGCACAGAAGAGAAAGAGUCACUGUGUCUUGAGGUCGAUGGAGCGCUUCUGGAGGACGUGCACUCAUCUGUUAGAAAGACUGCUCUGAAGAUUAGUCAGUGAGUUACCGUUCCUCUUUUGCCCUCUAAUCAUCCAAGACAAACAGUGGUUACUUCAGAACCUGAAAACCGGAUUCAGGAUGUCAUCUGAGGAAGAAGAUGCUUCAAACAGUCACAGUGGUCAAUCAAAAAGUAGGCUGAAGAGCAAGAAGCCACCAAGUCUGAUGAUUGCAAUUCCCAAACCCGAGGCUGAAAAAAAGUCCCUGCGGCCAUCUUUUAAGAAAAGUGAGAGUCUACAGCAGUCAAGUGAAGGAUUGUCAGACAGCAGUCCAUCUACAAGGGACAGAAGAACAACGUUCAAAAGGCAAACGUCACUCUCUCAGAGCAUUCGCAGGGGUACAGCUCAGUGGUUUGGAGUAGGCAGUGAUAGUGAAUCCAAGCAGCAGCAAUGGCACAGGAAGAGUCUUCGGCACUGCAGUCAGAGAUAUGGCAAACUGAAGCCUCAGUAUUGUGAGCAGAAUGAGGCAGCCAGCCUAGAUUAUGGCCUGGAGUCACCAGUGGCCACCAGAAUGCCAAAGAUUGUUGAUCCUUUGGCUCGUGGGCGACAGUUUCGUUAUGAGGAGUCCGAGCGACCGAGGACACCCCAUACAGCAUAUCCUCCUUUGACCCCAGGAGUGACCUCUCUCUGCUCGUUCACCAGCCAGCGCUCUGGUUACACACGUUUGCCACGGAGAAAAAGAGAAUCGGUGGCUCGUAUGAGCCUCCGUGCUGCGUCCAACCUUCUUAAGGUUCGACAGGGUCUACAGGGCACUCAGAGUGGACGUGGAUUUCAGAGGAGGAGUUUUGCUCGGCCCAGCUGGCUCGAAGACGACACUGUGGAUACAGCAGACACCUCUGAUUCAGUUUUUUUUAGCAAGGUAGAUGUCCAUGAGGAGCUUUAUUCAAUGGCAGAUGAUGUUUUUGAGUCACCCCCUAUAUCAGCUUCUUGUCAUUUGGCAGAUGUUUCUUUGGGCGAGGGAAUAUCAUUUCCCAACUUGGGAAAAAAGGAUGUCACCAAAACUGUGACCCCCUCUGAGAGAGAAUCUUCUCGUCGUGGAGGUCGAAUUGCCUCCAAAGUGAAGCACUUUGCGUUUGAUAAGCAGAAGCGUCAGUAUGGUAUGGGUGUGGUGGGGAAUUGGCUGAACCGACACUAUAGACGCAGCCUUAGCAGCCAAGUACAGAAACAACUGGAAGAUUUUCAUAGUCAUCGGCCAUAUUUUACCUACUGGAUUACCUUUGUGCAUAUUAUCAUAACAUUGCUGUCCUGCAUUACAUAUGGAUUUGCUCCUGUAGGCUUUGCCCAACAUUCCACCACUCAACUGGUACUGAGAAACAAAGGAAUCUAUGAGAGUGUGAAGCAUGUGCAGCAGGAGAACUUCUGGAUUGGUCCUUGCUCUGAGGAUCUAAUCCACUUGGGAGCAAAGUUUUCUCCAUGCAUCAGACGAGACAGUCAAAUAACGAAGCUAGCACAGCAGGCCAAAGAUCUAGAGAGAGAGUCCGGCUGCUGUGUACAGAACGAUGGUUCUGGAUGUGUACAGACCCAGAGUGAUGACUGCUCGGAGACUUUAGCAACAUUUAUAAAAUGGAACAAAGAGAAUGUAGACAUGGUGACAUCUUCACUUGCAGUCUGUCAUCAGGACCCAAGGACUUGUGAAGAGCCAGCCUCAUCAGGACCCCAUGUUUGGCCUGAUGACAUCACAGAGUGGCCGAUUUGUACAUACCCUAAAACAUGGAACCACACAGGAUACAAACACAUGGACUGCACACUAAGGGGCAGGCCGUGCUGUAUUGGAACAAAAGGAAGAUGUGAGAUUACAACUUGGGAGUAUUGCCACUUCAUGCGUGGAUAUUUCCAUGAGGAGGCCACACUGUGUUCACAGGUCCACUGCCUGAAUGAUGUGUGUGGCUUGCUACCAUUCCUGAACCCCAAUGUUCCAGAUCAGUUCUAUAGACUGUGGCUCUCCCUUUUUCUUCAUGCUGGUUUACUACAUUGUCUGGUGUCUGUGAUCUUCCAAAUGACUAUACUUAGAGACCUGGAGAAACUAGCAGGCUGGUUACGCAUUUCCAUCAUCUACAUUGUCAGUGGUAUUACAGGAAACCUUGCCAGUGCCCUCUUCCUACCGUACAGAGCAGAGGUUGGUCCAGCAGGGUCUCAGUUCGGUUUGUUAGCCUGUCUGUUUGUGGAGCUGUUCCAGGCCUGGCAGAUGUUGGAAAAGCCAUGGAAGGCCUUCCUGAAGCUGUUAGGCAUUGUUCUCUUCCUUUUCUUCUGUGGUCUUCUGCCCUGGAUUGACAACGUUGCUCACAUCUUUGGCUUCCUCAGUGGUCUUCUCCUGUCCUUUACAUUCCUUCCAUAUGUCGCGUUUGGCACCUUAGACAAGUACCGCAAACGAGCUCUUAUUUUGUUGUCACUGCUUGUCUAUGUAGGGUUGAUGUCUUCACUUAUUGUCUGGUUCUACAUUUACCCUAUAAACUGGCAUUGGUUAGAGCAUCUUACCUGCUUGCCUUUUACCAGCAAGUUCUGUGAACGCUAUGACAUUGAUCAUGUGGUACACUAACCUUGAUUUUUGUAGACUAAAGAAUUUUCUAAGGACUGCAAGGGACUGAGUUAAAUCAUCAACACUCAGUAAAACAGCAAAUAAUGUCAUGCUAGAUUUGAGGUUUAGCACCUUUGUAACCAGUAGAAUGUACAAUAGUCAAUUUAUUCCCAAAGCAGUUCUGAACAUUUCAGGAUAAUUUGCAGGUAAACUAUGUGUUGUUACUGAAGCCUGUACUAUGUCCCUUUAGAUUAAAAUGUCUAACACCAAAUGUCCUUCCAAAAUUAUUGUUUGUGGAAACAGUGAGCUUUAUACUGUCUUUUCAUAUGUGCUUACACUUUUAAAGACAUGCUUGUUAAAUUUUUACUGUUAACUUCACACUAACAAACAUUGAAAUAUAAAAUACCAUUUACAUAAAGAUUAAUUUCCUGGUACUUCAGCUGUUUGUAUUUGUCCAAAGAGCAUUUCAGUGAACUACAUAAGGUUCAUAUAAAAUAAGAAUCUUUUAGAGUCAUUUCACUGAACUGGCUAUGAAUGAUGACGUUUUUUUGUUGAAACUUCAGUGACAUUCAAAAGAAUACUUUAUCCUUAGGUCACUUUUUGUACUUCUGUAGACAGCUGUAAACCUCUGGCUAGGCUAGUAAAAUCUAGUUCCACAUUAAUGAACACACUAGUGUAUCUUACCAUUCUUCUUUUUCUGGAUUACAAGCAUGUCCUCAGACAACUAAAAAGGAAAUGAUAUAGAUGUGGCAGUAAUUUUCUGAAUAGUAGGCUCUGUUAGUCAUUUCACUUCUUAGUGCAUUUCACAUUUCAUAAGUCAUAUAAUUUAUCAUUCUUUUUAUCUAUAUUUUUUUGCUCAGAAUAGAGAUCCUGUUUUGCACUCAACAGAGGAGUUUGUUUACAACCAGCUAUUAAUGUUAAUAUGUACACUGCAUGCAUUAAAUCAUGCGUGUAUUCAUUUGGCA
Sinocyclocheilus grahami is the source of this 3777-nucleotide messenger RNA. Its product is annotated as inactive rhomboid protein 2. The transcript has 19 exons. The record is from RefSeq and is a predicted model, not a curated record. Gene Ontology annotation, cellular component: endoplasmic reticulum membrane. The coding region runs from base 380 to 2833 and encodes 817 amino acids. Lineage: Eukaryota; Metazoa; Chordata; Actinopteri; Cypriniformes; Cyprinidae. Gene Ontology annotation, molecular function: serine-type endopeptidase activity. Gene Ontology annotation, biological process: regulation of protein secretion; regulation of epidermal growth factor receptor signaling pathway.